AUGGCUGAGCCAACUCAAUCGCGUACUGGGCGCGUUAUCACCCAUGCCUUGGAGGAACUGGGUCUCGUCACCAUGUGGCACUCAUCCCGCGACGUCAAGUUUCUCUGCGCGCAACGAUUCGUCAGACUGUUCGCCUAUGGCGGCUCAACACUGAUCUUAGUCUCUUACUUAUCGGCCAUUGGGAUUCCAGAUGAUCGUAUCGGUCUCUUUAUGACUUUGACCCUGUGGGGAGAUGUAGUGAUCAGUUUCUUCUUGACUCUGUUCGCCGAUCGGAUGGGUCGCAAGGCAGUGUUAUCUCUUGGAUCGCUCUUAAUGGCGGGUAGUGGGAUUGUCUUCGCGCUCUUUGGCAAUUACUGGAUCUUAUUGGCAGCAGCUGUCUUUGGUGUCAUCAGUCCCAGCGGAAAUGAAAUUGGGCCGUUCCGCGCCGUGGAGGAAUCUACUUUGGCGCAUCUGACACCACAUGAGUCGCUGAGUGAUGUCUUCGCCUGGUAUUCACUGGUCGGCACGGCAGGUACCGCGCUAGGUCAACUCAUCUGUGGUUGGAUCAUUGGCUCGCUGCAGUCAUUACACGGAUGGGCAUUUAUUCCCUCUUGUAAAAUUAUCUUCUUCGUCUAUGCGGCGAUUGGAGUGGUCAAGUUUCUUUUGUCGCUGGGUCUGUCACGAAAGGUAGAAGCUACCAAGGAAGAGGGACAAGAACCGCAGCAACAGAAUGGUGAGACACGACCACUUCUCGCCGACUCCAAUUCGGCGGAGCAAGAAGACCAGCAACCACCAAAGAAGAAGUCUCUCUGGUCUUCUAUUGACGGAGAACUGUUGUCUUUGAUCAUUCGACUUUUUAUUCUGUUUGGUCUUGAUUCCUUUGCUUCUGGGCUGGCAUCACUGUCUUGGAUGACAUACUUCUUCAAACAGAAGUUUAACUUGCCCGAGGGCGAACUGGGCACCAUUUUCUUCGUGACAAGCAGCAUUGCCGCCGCCUCGAUGCUUGUGGCUUCUUCGAUCGCAAAGCGAAUUGGCAACGUUAAGACAAUGGUCUUCACGCAUCUCCCCUCAGCCAUCUGUCUUUCGCUCAUCUCUGUGCCCAACAACCUCCCAAUGUCAUUGACUCUUCUCGUUCUCCGAGCCUGUUCUCAGAACAUGGAUGUCGCGCCACGGUCUGCAUUCCUUGCAGCCGCUUUACCCUCCGACAAGCGAACUGCCAUUAUGGGUGCUGUCAAUGUCGUCAAGACUACCACUCAGAGUCUUGGCCCCCUUCUCACUGGUAUCCUGUCCCGUUUCAAUAUGUUUGGCGUCUCGUUCAUCAUUGCCGGUUGCUUGAAGGUCGUUUAUGAUCUAGGUAUGCUGUUCAGUUUUGCUGGAAAAGAGGCUGCUCAGCGUAAGCAGACUGCACAGGAAAACGAUGAGGAGACUCAGUAG
Molecule: messenger RNA, 1413 nt
Organism: Penicillium angulare
Lineage: Eukaryota; Fungi; Ascomycota; Eurotiomycetes; Eurotiales; Aspergillaceae
Product: putative MFS transporter
Exons: 4
Coding region: 1-1413 (470 amino acids)
Biological process (GO): transmembrane transport
Cellular component (GO): fungal-type vacuole membrane
Molecular function (GO): transmembrane transporter activity
Source: RefSeq, a predicted model, not a curated record